Haliaeetus leucocephalus (bald eagle) is the source of this 2445-nucleotide messenger RNA. It is a transcript of the gene GGA2, whose product is annotated as golgi-associated, gamma adaptin ear containing, ARF binding protein 2. The coding region runs from base 80 to 2158 and encodes 692 amino acids. Lineage: Eukaryota; Metazoa; Chordata; Aves; Accipitriformes; Accipitridae. The transcript is spliced from 18 exons. The record is from RefSeq and is a predicted model, not a curated record. Gene Ontology annotation, biological process: intracellular protein transport; vesicle-mediated transport. Gene Ontology annotation, molecular function: small GTPase binding; phosphatidylinositol binding; ubiquitin binding. Gene Ontology annotation, cellular component: trans-Golgi network.
GGCGAGCGGUGGCACGCAAGGAACGACGGCGGGUGGAUCUGCUUCCUGCGAGCAGCGGGGCGGAGCGGAGCAAGAGUCCAUGGCUGGCACUGGGGAACUGGAGCAGUGGCUCAAUAAGGCCACUGACCCAAGUAUCCCCGAGGAAAACUGGGAAUGCAUCCAGCGGUUCUGUGACCAGGUGAAUGCUGACAUAGAAGGCCCAUCGCUUGCACUGAGGCUGCUGGCGCAUAAAAUACAGUCACCUCAGGAGAUGGAAGCUCUCCAUGCUCUCACAGUGCUAGAGACCUGUGUGAAUAACUGCGGCGAAAGAUUUCAUAAUGAAAUAGCAAAAUUCAGGUUUCUGAAUGAGCUGAUUAAAGUGCUUUCCCCAAAGUACUAUGGAACCUGGUCUUCAGAAAAAGUAAAGUCAAGAGUCACAGAAGUAAUAUUCAGUUGGACAGUCUGGUUUCCUCAGGAAGUUAAAAUCCGGGAUGCUUAUCAGAUGCUAAAGAAACAAGUGCUCACCACUGUUGUGCAGGGAAAAGGUACAGGACAAACUCAGCGUGAUCUUUGCCCUGGAGUACUCUCCCAGGAUUAUGAGGGAUGGGUUUGGAGAGAUCCUGAGCUGGAUUUUUCAUCCAUUCCAUCAUAUUUAAUAGUCCUUAAUGGUAUUGUAAUCCAGAAAUUUGUCCAAUCCCGUCUUGAUAUCCCAGGGAUUGUAAAAGAAGACCCCAAACUGCCAGAAGACAAAAUUUUACCUCCCCCUUCUCCGAGACCUCAGAAUUCUAUUUUUGACACAGAUGAAGAGAAAUCCAAGCUCUUAGCAAGGCUUUUAAAGAGCAACCACUCUGAAGACCUGCAGGCUGCCAACCGUCUGAUCAAGAGCAUGAUUAAAGAGGAACAAGAAAAGUCAGCUAAGGUGUCCAGAAGAGUGAAUACCAUCAGUGAGGUUUCUGAGAAUGUGAAACGUAUGGACGAAUUACUGGAAAAUUACAAGAGACAAGAAUUAUCCAAAUCUGACCAGGAGUCCCUACAGACUCUGUUUCAACGCUGUGAGAAGCUCAGGCCACUGCUCUUUCGCCUUGCCAGUGAGACAGUUGAUGAUGAUGAGGCUCUAGCUGAGAUACUGCAGGCCAAUGACAAACUCACACAGGCGCUCGGGCAGUACAGGCGGGUUGUAGCCAGGCAUGAAAAUGGUGAUGGAGGAGGUUCAGCUACCAGUUCUGCUGAUGCAGCAGCAUGCCGGCCAACUCCAAGACGCAUGAAGAGCUAUACACUGAUUGACUUCUCUGAACUGGAGGCGACAUCCCAGUCUCCUACAGACCAAUUUGCAAACAUAACCACCGCCUCCCGGCACAGCAGCACAACCUCUACCUGUCUGCUCGAUGAGGAGUUAAAGUCAUUAGGUCUCAGCAACUCUCCUGUUGCACAGAAACCACCACCUGAUUUUGGAUUAGCAGAGACUGAUGUACACAAUGGAUAUGGUGAAAUUGUAAGUGCUGUUCAAACACUGGGACUGCAGGAGAGCUGGGAAGACAGCUGUUCGGAGAAGAAUGCAUUUCGGGGCCUGGCUGAUCAGCUCUCUCCACCAUCCAGGACCAAGACAUUAUCCUUGGAUUUAUCACCCAUGAAAUUGCCCUUUCCAGAUCUUCCAAAUAGCUCAAUGGCAGAUACUUCAUUCUCCAGCCUAGGCUACGAGCUGAAGCCUGCUGCCUCUUUGCAUCCAGCUUCCUAUGAUGCUUCUCUAGAAAACCUUUUUGUCCCUUUAAUUUCAAUUACACCGACAGGCAGUAUCUGUCCACUUACUGUGUAUGACAGGAAUGGUUUCAAGGCCAUGCUCCACUUCUCCAGAGACCGGGCUCCUGGCCGACCAGAUGUGCUGGUGCUGGUUCUUUCCAUGCUGAGCACAUCAGCUCAACCAAUUAAGGACAUAGCAUUCCAGGCUGCAGUCCCGAAGACCAUGAAAAUAAAGUUACAACCAGCAUCCGGUACUGAGCUGCCCGCCUUCAGUCCUCUCCUCCCCCCUGCAGUGGUAUCCCAGGUCCUGCUGCUCGCCAAUCCACGCAAGGAUCCCAUCCGACUGAGAUACAAACUAGCGUUCAUGCAAGGCGUGCAGCCCUUCAGUGAGGUGGGAGAGGUGACUGGCUUCCCAGAAGCAGAGCUCUGGGGCAGGAGCUGAAGUUCAGCAGGCUUGGAUGUUGCCAUAUUGCCUUAGCCACAGGUGGGGAGGGACUGUGUGCCAGCAGUGCCGGCCUGGACUCCAUAAUGGCUCCUUUCCUCAGGAUCCGCCAUCUCCUUCUUCCUUUUGGUUUCUGUGCCAGUGUCUGGCAGGAGGAGUAUAAACUGGCUGCUUCUGCCAUGGCCUUUCUCUGUAGCUGACCAUGCUUUACAAGAGACUGCUGUAGAGCCCUGCAGCCCAGGAGCCCUAAUGCUUCUUUCAUACAAGUGUUUCCUGCUGCUUUCUGG